This is a messenger RNA of Heterobasidion irregulare TC 32-1, 176 nucleotides long. RefSeq lists its product as uncharacterized. The record is from RefSeq and is a predicted model, not a curated record. The transcript is spliced from 2 exons. NCBI's taxonomy places the organism in Eukaryota, Fungi, Basidiomycota, Agaricomycetes, Russulales, Bondarzewiaceae. The annotation marks the transcript as partial.
GAGGCCGUGGAGCCGCUGGCAGCGGAGAGAUGAACUAGGAAGAAGGAGGCCGAGUGUUACCAAGCUCACGCACGCACGCCCGACUUCUCGUCAACCCCUCCGCCUGCCCCUUCCUCAUCCUGCAUCAUUGCCGACACCGCCCACGCGCUCGACCCCGCAUCCUCACAUUCUCGUCU